Sphaerulina musiva SO2202 is the source of this 1125-nucleotide messenger RNA. RefSeq lists its product as uncharacterized. Lineage: Eukaryota; Fungi; Ascomycota; Dothideomycetes; Mycosphaerellales; Mycosphaerellaceae. The transcript has a single exon. The record is from RefSeq and is a predicted model, not a curated record. Bases 295 to 1035 code for a protein of 246 amino acids.
AGCUAUGUAGAUCGCCUGGCGACCUUUGACGGAUACUGGACGGCAGACGACGCCACUGCCAGACAAUUGGCCGCUUAUGGACACGUCUAUGACCGACCGCCUCUCGAGGCACUGGAACAGGGAUCACGGUGUAAUUCCUGCAGCGCCUUCGUACAGCGCGAGCAUAGCGUAAGAGCUUUCCAAGGGCCGGUAUCACAGGCGUCCCGUACCUUUGACGCCAUCCGUCUGCAUCACCCCAAAUGUGUUCAUCUCGCCCUUCGAAACCCUCUGGACGGCAAGAACACGAACUCCGACAUGGGUGGCAAUUCUCGCUUCAACGCUUUACGCAAGCGCUUUGAACGGCGAUUUGACGAAGACGCAGAUCCUUCGAUGUCUCCAAUGUCUCCCGCAAGGCAUGAUCAGAAGAGUCCGUUCUUCUUGCUGCCCACAGAGUUACGCCUCAAGAUAUACUCACAACUGAUGCCGAAGCUGGACAGAGUAACCGCGAUUGUGCCAUUGAAUGGCGACAGCGAGCGAGUCGUCACCGAGGCAGGCCACAGCAAGCGUAGACCUCGCGAUACUACCCAGAUUAAUAUCAUGCUUACUUGUCGUGAUGUGUACGAAGAGGCGCUGGACACUCUGUUCACCAAUACGACCUACAAAUUUGGCUCCCCCAAAGUAAUGUACCUCUUUCUGCGGCAUAUUGGCGAACACGGACGACGGUUACUCAAGGCAGUGGACGUGAUCUGUGGUACCAGGGAAGAUGCAAUCGCCUUCGCCCUGCUAGGAGCUUGCCCGAAGCUGCGAACCAUCACCAUUAGGCUUCCCAGACCGAUGCUUCUCACUCCGAGGCCAACUCUGUGGCAGGUUGAUGGUAUAGCAUGUCUGUUGAACCUGAGCGGUCUUCAAGAUGUGCAUUUGGCCGAGUGCAACCCUACAACGAGGCACCUGGGCGACAAUCCGCACGAUGCCAUGGUCGUCAAGCGAGAAUUGACCCGACCGAAGAACGAACGAAGUAGUAUCAGGUGGGUCAGUGGUGGCAUGGACGUUUCAUAACUUUAUCCAGGCCUUCGUCCGUCGCUGUGUGCAGCGAGACUUACCGUAGCGUGUUCGGCCUUCAACUAAGAACACGAGCGCACACAGUAC